Messenger RNA from Trichechus manatus latirostris (Florida manatee), 1758 nucleotides. RefSeq names its product serine/arginine repetitive matrix 4 (gene SRRM4). The record is from RefSeq and is a predicted model, not a curated record. Gene Ontology annotation, cellular component: nucleus. Gene Ontology annotation, molecular function: mRNA binding. Lineage: Eukaryota; Metazoa; Chordata; Mammalia; Sirenia; Trichechidae. The coding region runs from base 1 to 1758 and encodes 585 amino acids. Gene Ontology annotation, biological process: neuron maturation; mRNA processing; regulation of RNA splicing. The transcript is spliced from 13 exons.
AUGGCUAGCGUUCAACAAGGCGAGAAGCAGCUUUUUGAGAAGUUCUGGCGAGGAACCUUCAAAGCGGUGGCCACCCCGCGUCCCGAGAGCAUCAUUGUCGCCAGUAUCACGGCCCGCAAGCCUCUGCCAAGGGCAGAGCCCCAGAGCAGUCCUGUGAUCCCAGCUCAGGAUGGCCCCUCAGAAAAGCUGGGUCAGCGUCUGGCCGAUGAGGCCCUGGGUGCCAACAGCUGGCAGAAAGACAAGGCCUGCCGGGAGCUGAGCCCUGCUAGAGCACGCAGUGCCCGUGACAAAGACUUAACGCCACUGCCUUCCUCCAGGGGUAAGAAGAAAAAGAAGAAAUCCACCAGGAAGAAGAGAAGGAGGUCCCCAUCAUAUAGCCCAUCACCUGUCAAGAAAAAGAAGAAGAAAAGUUCCAAGAAGCAUAAGCGACACAGGUCAUUCUCCAAGAAGAGAAGGCACAGCUCCUCUAGCCCCAAAAGCAAAAGAAAGGAAGAGAGGAGGCACAAAAAACAAUCUCGAAGCCGGCCCCGAAAAUCUCACCGCCACCGCCAUCACCGUUGCCACUCACGGUCCCAGAGCUCGGAGUCCCGGUCCUCAAGCUGUGCGAGCAGGCACCGUGGCCAGUCCCCUGAGGAAGGGCGGAAGUCCCGCAGGAGGCACUCCCACUGCUGUUCCAAGACUCUCUGGAAGGCCAGCCCCGAAGCCCAUCCCAGCCAUCUGCCCAACCAGCCCCACCCGAUGCUCAGCCUCCUGUCAGCCAGGGGUGUAAUCACUGGGUCGGGGUCUGCUGCUGACCUCUUUACCAAAACAGCCAGCCCGCUCCCCACCUCCCGAGGACGCUCCCAGGAAUAUGACUCAGGCAAUGACACCUCCUCGCCACCCUCCACGCAAACCAGCUCUGCCGGGUCACGGGAUCAGGAGAAGGGGAGCCCCAGUGGGGGCCUGAGCAAGAGCCGGGAGCUCAACAGUGGCAACACCUCUGAUUCAGGGAACUCCUUCACCACCUCCUCCCCCCAGAACAAGGGGGCAACUUUGGCGAAUCUCUCCCCCACCACCAGGGGCAGAGAGUCAAGAGGAUUCCAGUUGCCAUGUCUGGAAUGUUCCGAGGUGAAGAAGUCCAGUCUGGUCUCAUCCACAGCUCGGAGCUCCCCCAUGAGAGAAUGCUCCCGCAGCUCUUCCUAUGCCAGCACCCGCUCCUCUCGCUCCCCAAACCCCAGGGCCUCCCCCAGGUAUACUCGGAGCCAAUCCACCUCCUCUGGGAAAAGGUCCUACUCUCGUUCUCCCAGCUAUUCCUCCAAGUCAGGCAAGCGGAGUCCGCCAAGUAGAAACUCUCGAUCCCGCCGCAGCCCCAGCUACUCCCGCUACAGUCCCAACAGGGAGCGGGACCCCAAAUACAGUGAGAAAGACUCGCAGCAGCGGGAACGAGCGCGGCGGAGACGUCGGUCCUACUCACCCAUGAGGAAGCGUCGGAGAGACUCCCCCAGCCACCUGGAGGCCCGGAGGAUAACAAGUGCCCGGAAACGCCCCAUCCCCUACUACCGGCCCAGCCCCUCUUCAUCCAGCAGCCUCAGCAGCGCCUCCUCCUGGUACAGCAGCAGCAGCAGCCGCUCCACCAGCCGCAGUUACUCCCGGAGCCGGAGUAGGAGUCGGAGCCGGAGCUGGACCCGGACCCGCAGUAGCAGCAGCUCUGGCUCCCGAAGCCGGAGUCGGAGCCGGAGCUACAGCUCAGCAGACAGCUACUCCAGCACGAGGCGCUAA